Molecule: messenger RNA, 2831 nt
Organism: Felis catus (domestic cat)
Lineage: Eukaryota; Metazoa; Chordata; Mammalia; Carnivora; Felidae
Gene: STOM
Product: stomatin
Exons: 7
Coding region: 97-951 (284 amino acids)
Cellular component (GO): plasma membrane
Source: RefSeq, a predicted model, not a curated record
GGGUCUUGUCCCCCGGUCUCCGCCGGGCAUUCUUCGCGGCUGCGGCUCCAGCUUCGGCGACCAGGACGGGAGAACGGCGUCUGCGGCUCCGGCAGCAUGUCUGAGAAGCGGCACACAGGGGAUGCCGAAGCCCGGAGGCUCCCCGACUCCUUCAGGGAUAGCCCUAAUACGGGCCUUGGACCUUGUGGCUGGAUUUUGGUGGCUGUCUCGUUCUUGUUCACAGUUAUAACCUUCCCAAUAUCGGUAUGGAUGUGCAUAAAGAUCAUAAAAGAAUAUGAAAGAGCCAUCAUCUUUAGAUUGGGUCGCAUUUUACAAGGAGGAGCCAAAGGACCUGGUUUAUUUUUUAUUCUGCCGUGCACGGACAGCUUCAUCAAAGUGGACAUGAGAACGAUUUCAUUUGACAUCCCCCCUCAGGAGAUCCUCACUAAGGAUUCCGUGACCAUUAGUGUGGAUGGCGUGGUCUAUUACCGCGUUCAGAACGCAACUCUGGCUGUGGCAAAUAUCACCAAUGCCGACUCCGCAACCCGUCUUUUGGCACAAACGACUCUGAGGAACGUUCUGGGCACCAAGAACCUCUCUCAGAUCCUGUCUGACAGGGAAGAAAUUGCACACAACAUGCAGUGUACCCUGGAUGACGCCACGGACGACUGGGGAAUAAAGGUGGAGCGCGUGGAAAUUAAGGACGUGAAGCUGCCUGUGCAGCUCCAGAGGGCGAUGGCUGCAGAGGCGGAGGCAUCUCGGGAGGCCCGAGCCAAGGUCAUUGCAGCCGAGGGAGAAAUGAACGCAUCCAGGGCUCUGAAAGAAGCCUCCAUGGUCAUCACUGAGUCUCCCGCGGCCCUUCAGCUGCGGUACCUCCAGACACUGACCACCAUUGCUGCUGAGAAAAACUCCACGAUCGUCUUCCCCCUGCCCAUAGACAUGCUGCAAGGCAUCGUGGGGGCAAAGAAGUGAGCCACAGAGGCCAACGCAGAGACGCGCCCUUCCCUGCCAGGGUAGAGUGGGGACCAAAUCAGCCUUUAACCUGUAAGGAGCGAGUAGGGCGGGACCUUGACUAUUCCUCCUUCCUUUCCUUUCCCGUAUGUUGACUGCGAGGUGCUUAGAAUGUGUAGUGAGCCUAGCCACAGAUACAGAUGAGGAUUGUUAGCUUGUAAAUACUGAGAAAGAGAAGGGAUGUGGGGAGGGGGUUGGCAAUUGGUGAUCUGUAAGAUCAUUUCGAUCAUUUCUUAACUCUUUUAAAAUAUUUAAAGUUCAUACGUUUAGAUCAUUAGGUAAUAGGCUAAAUCCCCCUUCUUUUGACUUUCCCUGGGUCAUUCUGCAGCCAGACCAAAGGCAAGAAAACAGGACACCCUGGCUGGACAAAUGCUUUGCAGAAAGCAGUGACCUUAGGCUACAACCAGCUCCUCUGGGCCAUAUGUGCCUUACCUCCGGGGAAUCUUAAGGAAACGUUCCUACCAUCCGUUUACUUUCUAAGCCCAGACCACGUUUCAAAAUAAUCCUCACUUGAGAGUUGGCAUUUUUGUGCCUAUACCUGUCAACACUGGAGGAAAUGGUCAAGGUCGGUGAAAAAGAUGAUCUUAACCCUUAAAAGACUUCUAAAUCUACUAUCACAAAGAUCCUUUAAGAAUAAUAAGAAUAGUUCUCUCUUUCUUUUAAACUUCUUUUAGCCUCUUUAUGACUCAGUGAUUCCUCUGUGGUCUUUCAAACCAGCUAAAUACUUGUCACAAAAGUGCUUUUUCCUCACUUUUGCCUAUUUUCAUACAUCAGGUUCUAAAUAGUUCUGAUUUUUAAAUAAAACGUUCUCUAAGUUCUAUACACAAUUCUUUGUAUACCCAUUUGAAUGGCUUAAGGACUAAUCCUUUUUUUCUAAAAAAUAGGUAAAGCAAUUCUCUCUUAUUGUCUGCAUGCUAUUAACUAUCGGACACUGUGAAAUACCUUGGUUACCAGGCCCAUUCAUUAAAUAUUCUGAGGAAUUCACAAUAUAUUGGGCACGUAAUAACCAAUGAGCUUGGGAACACACUGUCAGACUUAAGAUAUAUAGAUGGAGGGUUUGUUUUUUUUUUUAAUUUGCCGAGUCCUCCUUUUCUAUCACGUGUGGUCAGUGCCCAGAGAGGAAGUGGGCAGCCCCUCCUACCCAGUUCCUUGUUCCACAAUGGUAGGAAGCCUUUUGCAAAUGCCUGUGAAUUUUGCAAAUGCCCGUGAAUCUGAGCAACCUGGCAUUCUUCCUGUUGGUCCGGCAACUUGGCUGGUGACACUUAAACCACUUCCUCCUCGUGGCUCCGAGUUCACCUAGAGAGGUCUUGGGAAUAGCAGCUUCCUUACCCAGAGCCACCCUUCAUACUGGUCCUUAGCUGCAUCCCUCUGUCUGUCCCAGACUAUGAAUGUCCCCUCCCCGAUCGCCCAUUUCCAAGCUUAUUUUAGAAAACCUUGAACCGCGCAUCCAUGUUCUCAGCUGAGUUUAUUACAUGUAUAUGGAGCAUUUUGACUUGGAACUCGUUACGUUUCUAUUUAUAAUUUUUUAACUAAUGAUUUUCUCUCUUUCGUGCGGUGACUCACCCUCGACCAGUGAGGACCAGGAAACAGCCCCAUAACCUGGCUGAAAACCUCUUCUCAGGCUUAGAGUAACAGUGCUUUCUGCUCCUUUGAGCGUCCCUAUUUCCAGAUACCAGUCUUCACCUCUCUGCCUUGUGGAUUCAUAGCCCAAUAGGUUGGGAUUAAAUUGCUUGAGAGGGAGGAAGCAUAAAAGGGGUCUAGGAUGAGCGCUGGUGCAAGAGUGUUCUCCACGUGGCCUCCCUUUCCAAUGCUGUACAUAAUAAAGUGUGCACUUUUACUCA